Morus notabilis is the source of this 525-nucleotide messenger RNA. RefSeq lists its product as uncharacterized. Gene Ontology annotation, molecular function: nucleic acid binding. Gene Ontology annotation, biological process: DNA integration. The record is from RefSeq and is a predicted model, not a curated record. Bases 1 to 525 code for a protein of 174 amino acids. The transcript has a single exon. Lineage: Eukaryota; Viridiplantae; Streptophyta; Magnoliopsida; Rosales; Moraceae.
AUGUGGGACAACAUCGUGUGCAGGUUUGGGGUUCCCCACUCAAUAGUAUCCAACAACGGGAAGCAGUUCGACAAUGCCUCAACAAGCAGAUUUUGUGACAGCCUGGACAUUCGGAAAGACUUCUCGGCACCAAUCCAUCCACAAUCUAACGGACAAGUCGAGGCGGUCAAUAAAAUAUUAAAGUACACCCUCAAAAAGAGACUCGAUGAUCUAAAAGGAAGAUGGGCUGAGGAACUUUCCAAGGGCUUAUGGGCAUACAGGACGACGAGCCGAACUAUUACAGGUGAAACGCCCUUCUCCAUGGUGUAUGGCGUCGAGGCAAUGCUCCCCAUAGAAAUCAAAAUGCCGACUCUAAGAACCGCCGUCCAUAACGACGAUGACAACACGGAAGGCAUGAACGGGGAACUUGACUUGUUGGAAGAAAAAGGCUCGACUCCCAACUGUGCCUCGCCGCUUAUCAGCAAAGAGCAGCGCGAUAUUACAACAAGAAAGUUCAGCAAAGAAGGUUCGUCCCAGGGGACCUAG